AUGGCCCGAAUCGCUCAGCUUCUAGUCUUCCUCUCCCUGGCGGCGCUGUGCUACAUCCAGGGCGCCCUCGCCAACCCACCCACAGCAAUCGACGCGUCUCGGCGCGGCGGCUGGGGCAAACCCGUUCAGCCGUACACCGCGCAGCAGGUCGUCGCCAAGCUCAACCUCACUGCCAAUCCCGAGAAGGGCUACUACAGGGAGACGUUCCGGGACCCGCGCCUGAUCCAGACGGGCAACGGCACCCGCUCCGCUAGCACGGCCAUCUACUACCUGGCGUCCUCCUCGAAGCGGUUCCAACACUACCUCCUCGAGGGCUCGGCGGGCCAGUCGCUGUGGCACCGCAUCGACGCCGCUGAGGUGUGGCACUACUACGCCGGCGCGCCCCUCACGCUGUCGCUCUCGUUCAACAAUGGGACCGGCGUGCGCCGCGCGCUGCUAGGGCCCGACGUCUUCCGCGGCCAGCAGCCGCAGGUGGCGAUCGGCUCGUGGGAGUGGCAGAGCGCCAAGAGCGAGGGCGACUGGACACUUGUUGGGACCACUGUUGCGCCCGCCUUUGAUCCCAAUCUCUACGAGAUUGCGGAUGCUAACUGGCAUCCUAAAUAA
This is a messenger RNA of Thermothielavioides terrestris NRRL 8126, 603 nucleotides long. RefSeq lists its product as uncharacterized. Gene Ontology annotation, cellular component: intracellular anatomical structure. The record is from RefSeq and is a predicted model, not a curated record. The coding region runs from base 1 to 603 and encodes 200 amino acids. Lineage: Eukaryota; Fungi; Ascomycota; Sordariomycetes; Sordariales; Chaetomiaceae. The transcript is spliced from 4 exons.